Necator americanus (New World hookworm) is the source of this 1098-nucleotide messenger RNA. RefSeq lists its product as uncharacterized. Gene Ontology annotation, molecular function: inositol monophosphate 1-phosphatase activity. The record is from RefSeq and is a predicted model, not a curated record. Bases 1 to 1098 code for a protein of 365 amino acids. Lineage: Eukaryota; Metazoa; Nematoda; Chromadorea; Rhabditida; Ancylostomatidae. The transcript has 10 exons. Gene Ontology annotation, biological process: phosphatidylinositol phosphate biosynthetic process; inositol metabolic process; signal transduction.
AUGGUGCUUGUUCCCGUUCACCCUGAUGAGCAAAAAUUCGUCGACACAGCGCUGGAGUUAGUAAAGUCAGCCGGAAGGCUCGUCCGUGAUGCUUUCGAUCAGCCGGUUUGCAUAGUAAAGACCAAAGCAUCUGCCACUGAUUUGGUAACAGAAACUGACCAAGCUGUAGAGAAAUUAUUGAUUGAUGGAUUAUCUUCGGCAUUUCCGCAUCAUAAGUUUAUCGGAGAAGAAUCGACAGCGAAUGGUGCAACUAUUGAGUGGACAGAUGCUCCUACGUGGAUUAUCGAUCCUAUCGAUGGUACGACAAAUUUCGUGCACAGAAUCCCUCUCGUGGCCAUUUGCGUUGGUCUUGCCAUAAAUAAGCAACUCCGUGCGGGAAUAGUGUAUAAUCCAGUGACGAGGGAACUGUAUCUGGCUCAGGUUGGUUGCGGGGCAUUCAAAAAUGGAUUCCCAAUCCACGUGUCUACUACAACUGAACUGAACCGUUCGCUAAUAACGGCAUCGAUGGGAAUCCAUAAUUUGCCCCUAUUUGGCGAAAGCUGGUUGGACAUCGCUCAGAGCAACAUGCGCCGUCAAGUACAGGCCGGUGUCAGGGGGAUAAUUCCUCUUCUACUGGAUCCAUCAGCACGAUUAACGGAUCUAGACACAACUUUAGAAAUUGAUGUGCUGCGUGGGCAAGUUAUAUUGCUAGACUCAGCCUCUCCGCAUUUCCGCCUCUGCUCCACCGUCUCGGACAGCGUAGUGAUCACACAGCUGGGCUCUCACCGCCAUCCAGAAAUGCUGCACUCGUUCACUACUUCCUAUAGGACGCUGAUGGUUGAUCAGAAUUGUCAUGGCCAUCGUGCAUUUGGCUCAGCGGCCCUUAAUAUGAUGAUGGUUGCACAAGGAGCUUGUGACGCAAUGGUUGAAUAUGGUAUUCAUGCCUGGGAUGUUGCCGCAGCAGCCGUGAUAGUUUCCGAAGCGGGUGGCUGCAUCAUUGAUCCAACAGGAAAACCGUUCAACGUUAUGGCUCGGAAGGUGUUGUGUGCCGGCACUGAGGAGCUCGCGAUGAGUUUAAGUAGAAUUAUGACGCAUGCCGAUUUUGAACCAGAGGGAUAG